AUAGGAGCCAUUGUGGUGGUGGUCCUGGCCCUUAUCCUCUGUAUGGGAUUCUGCAUCUAUAAGAAGUGCAUCAGUAAGGGGAAGAAACCCAAGAAGGUCCGCGAGAGGAAGGGAGGACGAGGGAGGAGGAAGAAGGACAAAGAUGGAGAGGACGGUGGCGACAAGAAGGAUGGAGAGGAUGGGAAGGAUGACGAGGAGAAGGAGGCCCUCGGAAAACUGGAGUACUCACUGGACUACAACUUUACUGAUAAUACGCUGAUCGUGGGCAUCCUUCAGGCUCAGGAUCUGCCAGCCAUGGACGUCGGAGGAAGUUCAGAUCCGUACGUUAAAGUCUACAUGCUGCCGGACAAGAAGAAGAAGUUUGAGACCAAAGUCCAGCGCAAGAACCUCUGCCCCGUCUUCAAUGAGACCUUCACCUUUAAGAUCCCCUACAGUGAUCUGGGGGGUCAGUUUCUGGUGCUGCAGGUGUUUGACUUUGAUCGUUUCGGUAAGCACGAUGUAAUCGGAGAGAUAAAGAUCGCCAUGAACAGCAUCGACCUCGCUCAGCCCAUACAGGAGUGGAAGGACCUGGUGGGAGGAGAGAAGGAGGAGAUAGAGAAGUUGGGAGAUAUCUGCAUUUCCCUUCGUUACGUCCCCACGGCCGGGAAGUUCACGAUUAACAUCAUGGAGGCCAAGAACCUGAAGAAGAUGGACGUCGGAGGACUUUCAGAUCCCUUUGUGAAGGUGGUUCUUCAGCACAAUGGAAAGAGACUGAAGAAGAAGAAGACGUCGGUCAAACAGAACACUCUGAAUCCGUAUUUCAACGAGAGUUUCAGCUUCGAGAUCCCCUUCUCUCAGAUCCAGAAAGUGCAGGUGGUGAUCACCGUGUAUGAUUACGAUAAGUUGGGCAGUAACGACGCCAUCGGGAAGUGUUGGAUGGGCUACGGAGCGUCGGGCAUCGGGAUCAAGCAUUGGUCGGAAAUGUUGGCCAAUCCCAGGCGUCCGGUGGCCCAGUGGCACUCGCUGUGCCCGGAGGAGGAGGUGGACGCCGCUCUGAAGGCGCCCAUCCGCUAA
This is a messenger RNA of Trematomus bernacchii (emerald rockcod), 1053 nucleotides long. It is a transcript of the gene syt5a, whose product is annotated as synaptotagmin Va. NCBI's taxonomy places the organism in Eukaryota, Metazoa, Chordata, Actinopteri, Perciformes, Nototheniidae. The annotation marks the transcript as partial. Gene Ontology annotation, molecular function: phosphatidylserine binding; calcium ion binding; calcium-dependent phospholipid binding. Gene Ontology annotation, biological process: cellular response to calcium ion; calcium ion-regulated exocytosis of neurotransmitter; regulation of calcium ion-dependent exocytosis. The transcript has 7 exons. The record is from RefSeq and is a predicted model, not a curated record. Gene Ontology annotation, cellular component: dense core granule; synaptic vesicle membrane; axon.